GGUUUCUAUAGUAUUCAUGUGUCAUAUUGAUUUAUUUUCAGUUGAUUUUUGUUCUAAAUAAUUAUUGUCCCACCCUGAAAUGAGUUCUUCGGAUGAGUCCAAUCGACUGAACAACUGCGUAACAUGCGAACAAAUCAAGUACAGCCAGGAAGACGAGACUUUGUCGAGUAAUUCCGAAGGAAAACAAGAAAGUGUGGAGUCCUUACGCUUGAAUUUUAACCAAAGCAAGUUGGAAAAGAUUAGACAUCCAACUGUACAACAAAACAAAACGUUUUCUUUGGAGAAAGUCAGAGAGAUUGAGCGCAGAAAUUCGAUGCUUGUGAACAGGAUUUUGUACCACAACCGGCGACCAAACCAGUAUAAACUUACCGUUGCUAGUUUACCGAAAAUAACCAGCGCAGAGAUCAAUAGAAGACGGUUUAAUGAGAAAAUAGCCAAAGACAAUCAGAUAUUGUUGAAAAAAAUUCAAUCCGUAAAACCAGCAGUGAGAUACCCAUAAAGAUGUCUGUGAAGUAACAUUUUACAGUAUUUUCUAUGAUUUUAAAUAGAGUUUUGUUGAAUUGA
Molecule: messenger RNA, 564 nt
Organism: Dendroctonus ponderosae (mountain pine beetle)
Lineage: Eukaryota; Metazoa; Arthropoda; Insecta; Coleoptera; Curculionidae
Product: cilia- and flagella-associated protein 97-like
Exons: 2
Coding region: 80-499 (139 amino acids)
Source: RefSeq, a predicted model, not a curated record